AACAAGAUUUGACAGACUCAAAGCUUUCUGUGGACCAGAGUGUCACUCUGCAAUUUGACUUUCACUUUGAAUCUCUUUCCAUUAUCCUUUAUAACAACGAUGUCAACCAGGAGUCCAAACUUUCAUUUCAUAAUGAAAAUUUCCGUCUUGGUGAACUCAGACUGCAUCUUAUGGCCUCCACAGGGAAGAUGUUUAAGGAUGGCUCAAUGAAUGUCAGCGUUAAACUUAAGACAUGCACCCUUGAUGAUCUCAGAGAAGGCAUCGAGAGAGCAACAUCGAGAAUGAUUGACAAAAAGAAUGACCACGAUAACAACAGUUCUAUGAUUGAUGUAAGUUACAAACAAGACAGAAAUGGAAGUCAAAUUGAUGCUGUUCUCGACAAGCUGUAUGUAUGUGCCAGUGUGGAAUUUCUGAUGACUGUGGCAGAUUUCUUCAUCAAAGCCAUGCCUCAGAGUCCAGAAAAUAUGGCAAAAGAAACACAGAUUCCACCAAGACAGAUCGCCAUGGGGAAAGUCAAGAUAGAGAAAGAUGACUCUCUAAGACCAAAUAUGACUUUAAAGGCCAUGAUCACAGAUCCGGAAGUUGUAUUUGUUGCCAACCUGACAAGGGCAGAUGCUCCUGCUCUAACAGCCUCUUUUCAGUGUAACCUCUCUCUAUCAACAUCCAAACUUGAACAGAUGAUGGAAGCUUCUGUGAGAGAUCUGAAAGUGCUCGCUUGUCCUUUUCUCAGAGAAAAAAGAGGGAAAAACAUUACCACGGUCUUGCAGCCCUGCUCUUUAUUUAUGGAAAAAUGUACGUGGGCUUCAGGAAAACAAAAUAUAAAUAUUAUGGUUAAAGAAUUCAUAAUUAAGAUUUCACCCAUAAUUCUUAAUACUGUGAUGACAAUCAUGGCUGCUAUGUCUCCAAAGACAAAAGAAGAUGAAUCUAUAGAUACAUCUAAGGAAGCAGAAAAUCUUUGGGGUGUCAAAUCUAUUAAUGAUUUUAACUCUUGGUUUCUUGGUGUGGACACGGCAACAGAAAUAACAGAAAAUUUCAAAGACACUGAACAUCCAUUGAUAGAGGAAAAUUGUAUUGUUGCUGUGGAAUCAGUUCAAGUUACCCUAGAAUGUGGCCUUGGACAUCGGACUGUUCCUUUAUUAUUGGCGGAGUCUAAAUUUUCAGGGAAUAUUAAAAAUUGGUCUUCUCUAAUGGCUGCUACUGCCAACAUGACACUAGAGGUUCACUAUUACAAUGAGAUCCACGCUGUCUGGGAGCCACUGAUUGAGAGAGUGGAGGGGAAGAAGCAGUGGAAUUUAAGGAUUCAUGUAAAGAAGAACCCAGUCCAGGAUAAAAGUUUGAUGCCAGGAGAUGAUUUUAUUCCUGAGCCACAAAUGGCAAUUUGUAUUUAUUCAGGAGAUACAAUGAAUAUAACAAUAUCCAAAAGUUGUCUUAAUGUUUUCAACAAUUUAGCAAAAGGUUUUUCAGAGGGCGCUGCUGCUUCUUUUGACUACUCUUUAAAAGACAGGGCUCCUGUUACUGUGAAAAAUGCUGUAGGUGUGCCCAUGAAGGUACGGCCCAAUCGUAAUCUCAGAGUAAUGGGCUCCCCUGAGAAAAGUGAUGUUUUUGAUGUUGAUGCUGGUCAGAGUUUGGAAUUGGAAUAUGCCUGCAUGGAACCUUCAAGUCGAGGGAAACUGUCUAUAUUGAGCCGUCAGGAAAGCUCCUUCUUCACUCUGACCUUUGUACCUCGUGGAUAUACAGAAGUCGCAAAUAUCCCUGUUGCCAGACCUGGACGGCAAUUGUAUAAUGUACGGAAUCCCAGUGUCAGUCAUUCUGACUCAGUCUUGGUACAGAUUGAUGCAACUGAAGGGAAUAAAGUAAUUACCCUUCGCUCUCCUCUGCAGAUUAAAAACCAUUUCUCUAUUGCAUUUAUCAUCUAUAAAUACAUCAAGAAUGUUAAGUUAUUAGAGUGCAUUGGAAUAGCCAGACCUGAGGAGGAGUUCCAUGUUCCUUUAGAUUCAUAUAGGUGUCAAUUGUUUAUUCAGCCAGCUGGAAUCUUAGAGCAUCAAUACAAAGAAUCCACCACUUACAUUUCCUGGAAGGAAGAACUUCACAGGAGCAGGGAAGUCAGAUGCAUGUUGCAGUGUCCAUCAAAAGAAGUCAGCUUCUUACCUCUCAUAGUGAAUACAGUUGCUCUGCCUGAUGAAUUAAGCUAUAUAUGUACACGUGGGGAAGACUGGGAUCCAGCUUACAUUAUUCAUCUUUAUCCUUCUCUCAUUUUGCGGAAUCUUCUCCCAUAUUCUCUAAGAUAUUUACUUGAGGGAACAGCAGAAACUCAUGAGCUAGCAGAAGGCAGUGCUGCUGAUGUUCUACAUUCAAGAAUCAGUGGAGAAAUAAUGGAGUUAGUCUUGGUGAAAUACCAGGGCAAAAACUGGAACGGACAUUUUCGCAUAUGUGAUACACUUCCCGAAUUCUUUCUUGUGUGUUUUUCUUCUGACUCCACAGAAGUGAUGACAGUUGACCUGUCAGUACACGUCAGGCGUAUUGGCAGCCGGAUGGUGCUGUCUGUCUUCAGUCCCUAUUGGCUAAUCAACAAGACUUCUCGGGUUCUCCAGUAUCGUUCAGAAGAUAUUCAUGUGAAACAUCCAGCUGAUUUCAGGGAUAUUAUUUUAUUCUCUUUCAAGAAGAAGAACAUUUUUAGUAAAAAUAAGGUACAAUUAAAAAUUUCAACUAGUGCCUGGUCCAGCAGUUUCUCAUUGGAUACAGUGGGAAGUUAUGGCUGUGUGAAGUGUCCUGCCAACAAUAUGGAAUAUCUGGUCGGUGUUAGCAUUAAAAUGAGCAGUUUUAAUCUUUCUCGAAUAGUCACUCUGACUCCCUUUUGUACCAUUGCAAACAAGUCAUCAUUAGAACUAGAAGUUGGUGAAAUUGCAUCUGAUGGCUCAAUGCCAACUAAUAAAUGGAGCUAUAUUAGUUCUUCAGAGUGCCUUCCAUUUUGGCCUGAAAAUUUGUCAGGCAAACUGUGUGUGAGAGUGGUGGGCUGUGAAGGAUCUUCCAAACCAUUUUUUUAUAACCGACAGGAUAAUGGCACUUUAUUGAGCUUAGAAGAUCUGAAUGGGGGUAUCUUGGUGGAUGUAAACACUGCUGAGCAUUCAACUGUCAUAACCUUUUCUGAUUACCAUGAGGGAUCUGCACCUGCCCUGAUAAUAAACCAUACACCAUGGGACGUCCUCACAUAUAAACAGAGUGGGUCACAGGAAGAAGUAGACUUGCUGCCAAGACAAGCUCGACUUUUUGCCUGGGCCGAUCCUACUGGUACCAGAAAACUUACAUGGAGAUAUGCAGCAAAUGUUGGGGAGCAUGGUCUGUUAAAGGAUGAAUGUGGACAAUUUCCAUAUGAUGCAAACAUCCAGAUACACUGGGUAUCAUUCCUAGAUGGGCGCCAGAGAGUUUUGCUUUUCACAGAUGAUGUUGCCUUGGUUUCCAAAGCACUGCAGGCAGAAGAAAUGGAACAGGCCGAUCAGGAGAUAACCUUGUCUCUGCACAGUCUUGGGCUUUCACUGGUCAACAAUGAAAACAAGCAGGAAGUUUCAUAUGUUGGGAUAACCAGUUCUGGUGUUGUUUGGGAGAUGAAACCAAAACAGAAAUGGAAGCCUUUUAGUCAAAAGCAGAUAAUCUUAUUGGAACAGUCCUAUCAGAAAUAUCAAGUAUCAGGAGACCAUGACUGGAUUAAGCUAGACAAUAAUUUUGAGGUCAAUUUUAAUAAAGUUCCAAUGGAAAUGCGCCUCCCUGUUCGGUGCCCUAUUAAACGAGAUUUUUUGUCAGGAAUUCAGAUUGAAUUUAAGCAGUCUCCUCACCAGAGAAGUUUAAGGGCCAGGUUGUACUGGCUUCAGGUUGAUAGUCAGUUACCAGGUACAAUGUUCCCUGUCGUAUUUCAUCCUGUGGCCCCUCCAAAAUCUAUUGCUUUGGAUUCAGAGCCCAAACCUUUCAUUGAUGUGAGCGUCAUCACAAGAUUUAAUGAAUACAGUAAAGUCUUACAGUUCAAGUAUUUUAUGGUCCUCAUUCAGGAAAUGGCCUUAAGAGUUGAUCAGGGAUUUCUAGGAGCUAUUAUUGCACUGUUCACACCAACAACUGACCCUGAAGCUGAAAGAAAAAGGACAAAGUUAAUCCAACAAGAUAUUGAUGCUCUGAACACAGAAUUAAUGGAGACUUCAAUGACUGAUAUGUCCAUUCUUAGUUUCUUUGAACAUUUCCAUAUUUCUCCUGUUAAGUUGCAUUUGAGUCUGUCCUUGGGUUCUGGAGGUGAAGAAUCAGAGAAAGGAAAACAAGAAAUGAUUGCAAUUCAUUCUAUCAACCUCCUGUUGAAAAGCAUAGGUGCUACUCUGACUGAUGUGGAUGACCUUAUAUUCAAGUAUUCCCCAUCUAGUUUAAUUGUGAUAUUCUUGAAACAGAUGUAUGUCCUCGUAUUGGGCUUAGAUGUGCUUGGAAACCCAUUUGGAUUAAUUAGAGGUCUGUCUGAAGGAGUCGAAGCUUUAUUCUAUGAACCUUUCCAGGGUGCUGUUCAAGGCCCUGAAGAAUUUGCCGAGGGGCUAGUGAUUGGAGUAAGAAGUCUCUUUGGACACACAGUAGGUGGUGCAGCAGGAGUUGUGUCUCGAAUCACCGGUUCUGUUGGUAAAGGUUUGGCAGCAAUUACAAUGGACAAGGAAUAUCAGCAAAAAAGAAGAGAGGAGAUGGGUCGACAGCCCAAAGAUUUGGGAGACAGCCUGGCUAGAGGAGGAAAGGGCUUCCUGAGGGGAGUUGUUGGUGGAGUGACUGGCAUAAUAACAAAACCUGUGGAAGGUGCCAAAAAAGAAGGAGCUGCUGGAUUCUUCAAAGGAAUUGGAAAAGGGCUUGUGGGUGCUGUGGCUCGUCCAACUGGGGGAAUCAUAGAUAUGGCCAGCAGUACUUUCCAAGGCAUUCAGAGAGCAGCAGAAUCAACUGAGGAAGUGUCCAGACUUCGCCCCCCUCGCCUGAUCCAUGAUGAUGGCAUCAUUCGUCCAUAUGACAGACAGGAAUCUGAGGGCUAUGACUUAUUUGAGAAUCACAUCAAAAAGUUGGAAGGAGAGACUUACCAAUACCACUGUACUGUUCCUGAAAGCAAGAAGACAAUUCUUAUGGUUACAAACAGGCGAGUGUUAUGUAUAAAGGAAGUUGAAAUCCUAGGCCAUAUGUCUGUAGACUGGCAGUGUCCAUUUGAAGAUUUUGUAUUUCCUCCUAGUGUCAGUGAAAAUCUGCUAAAAAUUUCAGUUAAGGAGCAGAGUCUGUUCCACAAAAAAGACAGUGCCAAUCCAGGCUAUCUUCGGAAAAUUUACCUGAAGGACACCAUUACAGCACAGAGAGUAUAUAAUGCCAUUGAGGAUGCUCAGUCAGCAAGACACCAGCAAAAACUGAUGAAGCAGUCAUCACUGAAACUUCUCAGGCCCCAGAUACCAUCUUAAUCACAGAUCUGCAAAGGCUGCUACCGUGAUAAAAAAACAGUCAAUAUUGUCUAUAAAUCACUCCUCUUUAUCUUACUAAAAAGAAUUUUUCAAGCAAUUAUUUAGUUUUACUUUUAUAGAAUAGCUAGUACUGGGUUUUCUAAUUUUCCGCUUUUAAUUUUGACUCUAACUUUGUAACCAAGUGUAUGUUAGCAAUCUACUUCUACACUGCUACACAAACGGUCAGACCCUUGAACAAACAUCACUUCAAAUUCAGAGUUAAAUUUUCAUUAAUAUUAAAAUUGUGAAGCAAAGGGCAAUAGACUUAUUUUUAAUUAAAGUCCUUACUGAAAAAUAAAAAAAGGAACUUAGAAUAACUAGUGUUUUUGGAACAGUUUUAGCCAUGGAUAAAUGUUGGACACUUUGACAUUUUGUUUAAGAAUAAUUUGUUCAAUAAUUGAACAGAGAUAACAUUUUUUGGUAAACCAGGUAACUGACUUAAACCAGGUAACUGACUGAAGAAAAGCCACUAAAGUGAGAAAUGACAUGUUUCCUGUUUUCUUUUCAUGAAAACUUUGUUUUUCUCCUAAUAAAAAACAUGCCUUCCUUUGGUGCUUAUUUUUCCUCCUUGCACUAUAAUAAAAGAAAUAUGAACAGUCAAGCCUUAAAAUAUCUAUACUCUGGAUUCAGAGUCCACAGUGCUCACCAUUACACCAGGGAACCCUUGUAUACUCUGUUCUCUGUAAUGUAGCAUUCACAGAAUGUUGAAAGUUAUUUACAUGCUCUUUCAAAAUGAGCUUAUAUGGCACAAUUAUAAUUUGCUGAUACCUGAAAAUAUUGCACUUUAAGUUUUUCAAGACUCAGAAAUAUGUAAAAUGCAAUAUUUUUAUAUUCCCAGAAAUUGAUUUUAGAAGUUGAAGGACUUUUAAAGGGCAUCAUAAAUUAACAUUUAAUUCUAAUGCAUACCUAGAAAUGUAUUUUGAACACUUACUAGGAAGAACGAAAAAUUUCUAGUUUCUUUAUAUAUAAGUAAAAUAAGACAUAUAUAACAACACUGUGGAAAAUAAGUGUUACAUGUAUUCUUUGAGGAAGCAAGCCUAUGGGAGUCAAUUCAGUACAGUAUUUUUUUGUUCUUUCUGCAUCUCACUUAAGCUGAUCAGAGAUAUGAUGCCUAUUAAAACUUAAGGAAAAACUACUCAAAAGUCUUUAAUGUCCUCGAAUGAACCUUUAGACUUGCUCAUGGUGUUUAAUGUGGCAUUUAUUUCAAAUCAUGGAAUUAAUGAUGAGGUGAAGAUGUGUACACACUUGGUUUGCUCUAUUUUCGUUGAUGUGUGGUAGUGGUUCUACCAUCAUUAUUUUAUGUUUUCUAAGACCUGGCUGUAAAACCUUUAACAUUUUCCUAGUGUUUAAUGUAUCAUCUAAAAAGAGAAUGCAGUAACUAAUACCCCAAAUGUUUGAUCUCUGGUAGUCAUUGCCUUUUCAACAUCGUUCUUUUUUGUUUGUUUGUUUUCUGUGAAGAAAAGUAUCAUAUAUAAGGCUUCUAGCUUUAAAUAAAAUUUCUAUAUUAGUGGUUAAUUGCAAUCCAUUAAAAGGAACAUUUUAAGCAAUUUCAUAGCAAGUCUUCUAGUAUUUUGUAUAUUUAACACUGACUUAAUCAGGAAUUUGGGAUACCAGAAUAUUUUUAUAUGAAUUACAACUAUUGACAAUGUCCUGAAUAUUUAAGAAAUUGUAUUGCACUGAUGGUUUUUUCUAGAAAUGCAUGUACAAAACAUUGAACUUAGAAAAAGAAUGGAAAUCUAUAAACUCACCAUCUCAGUUGGCUUAGAAAUAAACUUUCAAAUAUUUGUAAUAUUUUAAUUUGAUUUAAUUUCCUGGGACAGUCAUUUACUGGUAAGGUGUAAUCAUGUCUGUUGUGUUUUUUAAAAUGCCUUGAGAGUCAAUUACGUGCAUAUGAACUAUGGAGAGAAAUAAAACAUCUGGUGCAUUGUUUACAAGUGUGAAAA
This is a messenger RNA of Galeopterus variegatus (Sunda flying lemur), 7432 nucleotides long. RefSeq names its product vacuolar protein sorting-associated protein 13C. The record is from RefSeq and is a predicted model, not a curated record. The annotation marks the transcript as partial. The transcript is spliced from 37 exons. Gene Ontology annotation, cellular component: extrinsic component of membrane. Gene Ontology annotation, biological process: protein retention in Golgi apparatus; protein targeting to vacuole; mitochondrion organization. Lineage: Eukaryota; Metazoa; Chordata; Mammalia; Dermoptera; Cynocephalidae.